ACAGUCAUCAUGACACAUCUUCAACAUAAGGAAAAGCUUCCUCCUUGGAAGCGUUUUAUCUACUAACCUUGCGGAGAGGUUGGCUUCUUCUUAUGGUUAGCAUUUUGAGAAGUAAUUAAAAAGCUACUCGUCUUGGCAAGCAGAUAUUGACAGACACUAAAUGUGUGCCAGAAGUGACCUACAGCUAGCUUUCUAGCUCGAGCUCGCUAAAAGAGAGCUUAACAAGCUAGUACGCGUAAACGCCAGCUAACUGAGGAGACCUAAUAAUUUAACAUUAACGUUCAUCAAAGAGAGCAGCUGAAAAGGAUACCUGUUAUCGUUGUAUCUACAGGACAUAUUAGAAAGUAGCAGCACAAGUAAGCCUGUAGAGACACUGAAGUGAAAUUACAGGCCACAGACAAAGAUGAACACAUCCUUCCCAUGGUUUCCCAUGAAUCUCACCUGGAGUGGGUGGGUGUUGUGAGAAAGGAGAGAGGAGGACAGAGCACAAGGCGACUAUAAACAAGAGUCAUGAAUCUCCAUCAGGUCCUCACGGGGGCUGUCAACCCUGGAGACAAUUGUUUCUCUGUAGGGAGCGUCAACGAUGUGCCAUUCACGGCCUAUGCGUCAGGUUGUGAUGUGGUGAUUUUGGGCAGUAACUUUGAGCGACUGCAGAUCAUCCCAGGGGCCAAACAUGGCAACAUCCAGGUCGGCUGUGUCGACUGCUCACUGCAGGGUGGACAGAUUGCAGCUUCCUAUGGAAGCAUUGUGUGUGUCUUUGAGCCUGUUCAGCACCCAGAUCAAAAAGACACAUCACUGACUAAGUUGAACUGCCAAUGGCAAAAGACUGGUCAAUUUGUAUUAAAGUCUAUGGUACGGAACCUGGCCUGGCACCCCACAGGCAGCACUUUGUUAACAGGCUCUAGUAGCCUCCAGUUGUGGUCUAAUGUUGAUGGAGUGAAAGAUGAAGCUGAAGAAGUGGAAAAGCAGACAGAGAUGACCAUAAGAGACUCUCAUUCUGCCUGGAGCUGUAUCUGGCAAAGCAAGACGGCCUCUCCAGUCAGUUUAAUGAAGUUCUCUCCUGAUGGGGAAUUCUUUGCUACUGCUGGACAGGAUGACUGCCUAGUAAAGGUCUGGUACAGCACUAGUAAGUGGAAGUCAGGUGUUUCCAAACUCUUCACACCUCCAGAACCCAGUGUCAGUUUCCAGGGAGAGCUGGCCUUUUCAUUUGUAUACCUGGCUCAUCCCCGUUCUGUAACUGGUUUCUCUUGGAGGAAGACCAGCAAGUACAUGCCACGAGGUGCAGUGUGUAAUGUUCUGCUCACCUGCUGCAAGGACAGCGUGUGUCGCCUCUGGGCAGAGACGCUUUUGCCGGGUGACAGCCUCCUGUCCACUUACCAUAACAACCACACUGGCCAGAACAGUGACACACCCAGGUGUGCUGGUCCUUCUGGGAAAAACGCCUGCAAUGGGAAGUCGCAAGGAAGAACAGCACAGGAAGUAAGCUACUCAAAUUCGAAUCUUCAAGAAUCAUUGGACGCCUCCUUUUAUCGGGAUGUGCCCCAGCCCUCUCUGACUGGCUGCCUGCCUCACCAUCAGAGCCAGCACUAUAAUCAUAAGAGGAGCAGCAGCAACAUGCCCCAUGCCAACGCUCUCUGCCAUUUCCACAUUGCUGCAAGCAUCAACCCUGCCACCGACAUUCCUCUGCUGCCCUCCAUCUCCUCUCUGAGUGCUGUGGAUGAUGAGGAACCUGGAGGACCUUUUACUGUCCACUGGCUCAACAACAAAGAGCUUAAUUUCACUUUAGCUAUGGAAGUCUUCCUGCAGCAGCUUAGAGGCAGCCUGGAGCAAGGGAAUGAGUGCUCUAAUGAAGAGCCUGAAGAUGAGGAUAACUUUAAUGAAGAAGACAAUGGUAACAGGCCAAGUAACUCCCAAGUACCUGAGGCUGUGGAGCUUCCUCUGGCAGCAGUGAAGCACCAGGUGGACGAGCUGUUAGAGGAGUGGAAUAAAGGGGCAGACAUGUUGUUCAGUAUCCAUCCCAUGGACGGCUCUCUGUUAGUCUGGCAUGUGGACUGGUUAGAUGAAUACCAGCCAGGCAUGUUCAGACAAGCUCAGGUGUCGUUUGUGUCCCGUAUCCCAGUAGCGUUCCCUACAGGUGAUGCAAUCUCCUUGAGCCACAGUGUGGUUAUGUAUGCCUGCAACAAGAACGUGGAUCUGGCUAUCCAACAUGGCCGACAGCGACCACCUGGGAACACAUUGCCUCAAACCAAAACUGCUCUUAUAAGCUACGGUGGUCAAGGAAAAGCUUUACCCAGCAGUAGUCUUCGACUAAGCAUUUUUACCCCCAACGUCCUUAUGAUCUCCAAACACGCUGAUGGCUCCCUGAACCAGUGGGCAGUCAGCUUCGCAGAGGACUCUGCUUUCUCCACCGUGCUCAGCGUCUCUCACAAGUCACGGUACUGUGGCCACCGCUUCCACCUUAAUGACCUGGCCUGUCACUCAUUACUCCCUCUCCUCCUCACCACUUCACACCACAACGCCCUGAGGACGCCUGAGGCAGACAGCAUCCUGGCUCCUCCGGACACCUACUCUGGUUUCUCUCAUCCAACAUCGCUGCCUCGAGGGUCACGGUCCAGUCGGGUGUCCCUGGGUGUAGUUUCCCAGGAUCCCAAUGCGAUCUACAGUGAGCUGAUUUUAUGGAGAGUGGACCCUGUCGGCCCACUGUCUUUGUCAGGCGGGGUCUCCGAGCUAGCCCGAAUCAAUUCUCUGCAUUCGUCAGCAUUUGCUAAUGUAGCCUGGCUGCCCACACUCAUUCCUAGCAGCUGUUUAGGUGUGUACUGUAAUUCUCCCAGCGCCUGCUUCGUGGCAAGUGACGGCCACUCACUCAGGCUGUAUCAGGCUGUUAUUGAAGCUAAGAAACUCCUGAGCGAGCUCUCCAAUCCUGAGAUAUCAAAAUAUGUUGGGGAGGUGUUCAACAUCAUCAGUCAGCAAUCCACAGCAAAACCAGGGUGUAUUAUAGAGUUGGAUUCCAUUACUGACUUUCAGGGGAAGCAGACCCAACUCCUACAUGUUUUUGAGGAGCAUCUGAUCCUCGGCAGUGAGAGAACAGAAAGCACACAGGAAACUCCAGAUUUUCUUCACACAGCAGCCUCAAGCAAGGCGGCUUUCUCGGCACGGUUUUUCCUUGUGGUGGUCGAAUUGACCCCGACAGGUCGCUCGCUCCUCCACAUGUGGCAUCUCCAUCUUGCUGCUCAACCUAUCACCAUGGAAGAAACCGCGACAGAGAACGAUGCCACCACAGCUUCUCCUAUGAACAGCUCUACUUUGAGCUUUGACAGGUUCAGAUCUCCAGUAACUCAGAAGAGUAAACCCUGCACUUCCAAUCUGCAGAGUGCCUGUCGCCUCAGCCUCACAACACACAGGCUGUACAGCCAAGAGAUGGCUCUGCCAGAAGGAGUGGAAGCCAUCAGUGUUACACCUUCAUCAGGUCACUUGAGUGCGUCAUGUUCUCUGCCAGCUGAUCGUGUGCCUUACCUCCUUGCUACUUCCUGUUCUGAUAGAAAGGUGCGGUUCUGGAGGUGCAAUGUCAUUGCGUCAGAGCCUUCCAUUAUGGACAAUUUGGUAUACCAGUGGGAGGAGUGGCCUCUGCUGGUGGAGGAGAGACUUCCCAACAGCAGCGCAGUAAGAGUGCAAGGUCGUCCUAUAGAGGUCAGCUGCUGUCACUCUGGACGGAUUGCAGUUGCCUACAGGCAGAUGCCAAACACACCUCUGAGCUCGACACCCUAUCUGAACUCUCAUGGACUGUUGACUUCUCCUCUUACGCUGGCUUCCCUCCCAUAUGUGCAGUCCAACACCAACACCCACCUGACCCCAACCCUAACUGUACAGUGUAGCCCAAAUCUCACUCCCAGCCCCAACCCAGCAAACACUAGAGAGCCAUUGGUCCACAUUGGCAUCUUCCAGUGUGAGUCCACUGGUGGUUCGCAGUGGAUUCUAGAGCAGACUAUCGUUCUGGACAGCACAGAUCCCACAACUGGAAGUGCCAAUAUUCCAGGUAACAUGGACUUCCCUAUACCUAACGAGGAGGACUGUCCUGGUUCUACUAGUAAGAGCCUGGUUCAUUUGGACUGGGUCUCCCAAGAAGAUGGGUCACAUGUUCUGACUGUUGGUAUUGGGACAAAGAUUUAUAUGUACGGUCGUCUGUCUGGGAAGCCUCCAGAACUCGGUUUGACAUCUGAUGCCAGUAGAGACCAGAGAUUGUCUCGCCUGGUUCUGCUUCGAUCCGUUGAUCUGGUCUCCUCUGUUGAAGGCUCAUUACCUAUUCCAGUCUCCCUCUCCUGGGUAAGAGAUGGCAUCUUGGUAGUAGGCAUGGACUGUGAGAUGCACGUCUACUCCCAGUGGCAGCCCCCAGCACCAUCCAAACACAAUGCUGCGAUUGUCCAAGACACAGACAUCAGCAGCAGUGUCUCCUCCAUAAUCUCAGCCGUCAGACAGAGCCAGGAGGAGGGGCUCAGCUCUGGGGCACCCAUGUCUUCACUGGCCCCUCCCAAAAAGGCCCUGACAAGAUCGAUGAUGAGCCUGGCUCAGAAACUCAGUGGGAAGAGAACAGCGUAUGAUCUGCCUGUAGAGAUGGAAGAUUCUGGGCUUUUUGAAGCAGCUCACCAACUCUUUCCCACUCUGCCCCAGUACCACCCUGUACAUUUAUUGGAGCUCAUGGAUCUAGGGAAGGUUCACCGUGCCAAAGCCAUCCUCUCCCACCUGGUGAAAUGCAUUGCUGGAGAAAUUGUCACACUUAAAGACAGUAGCACCAAUCCUGAGAAACGUGUGCGUUCUCAAACCAUCAGCGCCGGAGGCAGCACAGCCAGGGAUCGGAAGAUGUUCAGCAAAGCAGAGAACUCCACCCCUGACUACACAGAGAUAAGCUCCAUCCCUCCCCUGCCUCUGUACGCCCUUCUUGCAGCCGAUGAGGAUACAUCACCAAAACCUGAUAAAGUGGGCAGUGUGAGUGGAGAUAGUGGGCAUGGUUCCAGUCACACUGAUGUUUAUGAUGAGCUGUUUCAUACACCCAGCAUUGCAGACCUGGACCCUCUGGAAGACGAUCAAGAGGAAACUGGGAACAAGGUAAUUGACCUGUCCCAGUACAGUCCGACAUUCUUUGGUCCAGAGCAUGCCCAGGUUCUGUCCAGUCAUCUUCUUCAUUCCAGUUUGCCGGGCUUAACCCGUAUGGAGCAGAUGUCUCUUAUGGCACUGGCCGACACCAUCGCUACCACAAGCACAGACCUCAAGGACAGCCAGGGCAAGAGCAAAGGUGGAGAGACACUGGAUGAGUGUGGUCUAAAGUUCUUGCUGGCCGUCAGACUCCACACCUUCCUCUCUACCUCCCUGCCUCCAGCACAUCGAGCACAGCUGCUACGGCAAGGCCUGUCAACAUGUCAUUAUGCCUGGGCCUUCCACUCUGAGGCUGAGGAGGAGCUGCUGAACAUGCUGCCUGCCCUACAGAAGGGAGAGCCCACCUGGCCUGAGCUGCGCUCAAUGGGUGUUGGCUGGUGGCUGCGCAGCACCAACAAGCUACGCAGGUGUAUUGAGAAGGUUGCCAAGACUUCUUUACAGAGAAACAAUGAUCCUCUGGAUGCAGCCAUAUUUUACCUCGCACUGAAAAAGAAGGCAGUGGUCUGGGGAUUGUACAGGUCUCAGAACAAUGCUAAAAUGACAGAGUUUUUCCGCAACAACUUCAGUGAGGACCGUUGGAGGAAAGCAGCACUGAAAAAUGCAUUUUCUCUGUUGGGAAAGCAGCGGUUCCAGCAUUCUGCAGCCUUUUUCCUUCUAGCCGGCUCCCUCAAGGAUGCUGUGGAGGUGUGUUUAGAGAAAAUGCAGGACCUACAGCUUGCCCUGGUGAUCUCCAGAUUGUAUGAGUCUGAGUUUGAGAUGGCAUCCACCUACAAAAAGAUCCUCCAGAGACAUGUUCUGGGACAAGACAAACAGAUUCAAGCCCACCAAGACCCGUUCCUGCGGAGCAUGGCUCACUGGGUCCUGGAGGACUACAGCAGAGCCUUGGACACUCUACUUGAACAACCUGUGAACAGCACCAGCUCUGGGUCCACUGAGAGCAAAUGUGACACUGGUUCCUCUUCUGUGUCUGCAUGUAAUCCUGAGGUUUUCAACUUUUACACCUACCUUCGUACCCACCCACUCCUCCUUCGCCGCCAUUUUGGUUCUUCAGACAAGGCUAAAGUUGGACUGACCGCUGAGGGUCGCAGGGCUGACUCCAUUAGCCUGGAGGAGAGGAAGCUGUUUUUCACAGCUGCAUAUGCACACCUGCAAGCUGGCUGCCCCAUGUUAGCACUUGAAGUCCUCUCCAAGAUGCCAAAAGUCCGCAAGCAUUCUAAACUCCCCGACCAGGAAGAUACUGGCACCGCUGCCAAACUCAAUGUUGGCAGCAAGAAUGGACAAACAUCGGAGCCGGAUUGGCCUCAGCCGGCUCUAAACGGCUACGAGUCAGACGCAAACAGCUUAUCCAACAGCCAGUCAGAUUCAGUGUUAAGUUUUGACUGGAGCCAGCCUUCACUGACGCAUCCAGACGAGUCCCUGGAGCUAAAGUGGGAUGUUGACAAAGAUGAUGAUGAAGAUGAGGAUGAAGAAGAAAAUAAAAAUGUUAAGAGCAGUAGAAGUGCAGAUAGCAGCAGUGUGUUCCAGGACGCACAGGAUGCCAUGUCGCCAUUAAUGGAGACAGUGACGAGAGAGGACAGUGAAGACCGCAAUGACUUCCUGGCUCCAUCUAAUGACACCUUGGCAGCCCAGCUCAAGUUUACUGCCUGCUUGAAGAUUAUGACCAAUGAGCUCCGGACGCUGUCGACAGGGUAUGAACUGGAUGGAGGGAAGCUACGUUGCCAGCUCUACCAGUGGUUGGAAAGAGAGGUGGUGGCUCUCCAGCGUUGCUGCAGCUACAAGCCCUGCUUGCCAGAGCUGUCUGCUCAGGGUGAUGCCCCUGUUUCUGGGUUGGUGGAGGAGGAACAGCCGGGGAGUCCUCGUGGUGACAGCCAGAGGAGCAGGAGACACUGGCUGCAGAGUAACCAGCCCUUACUGAGGAUGUUUCUGAGCUACUGCAACUUGCAUGGCUCCCACGGUGGAGGACUGGCCUCGGUGCGCAUGGAGCUCAUAUUAUUGCUUCAAGAGUCUCACCAGGAUGACACCAUCCAGUCAGCGGUGACGCCAUGUUGUCAACCGACUUCUAUCCCUCUUCUGAUGGCUUGCACGGCCAACGUAAAGACAGUGGUGGCCAAUCCUAUUGUCUACCUGACCAACCUGGCUCAUGACAUCUUGCAGACCAUCAAUUCACUCGACUCUCCUCCACAUCCCGAUGUCGUUAACAAUGAGAUCUAUGUGAUGCACACAUUGGCUGCCUCCCUGUCAGCCUGUAUAUAUCAGUGUCUGUGUGAUGGACACACCCACAGCGAUGUGAACCAUUUCACAGGAAUCGUUUAUCAGAGUGUUUUGCUGUCUCAGAAGCAGCCAGUCAGAACUGUCAGCAUGGAUGAGUCUGUUCAGCCCAACACUUCUCCUGCACAGUGGCCAGGUAUAGCCUCUCUGAUUCGCCUGUUGAGCUCAGCAGGCGAAGAGAGCCAGCCAGGCUUAUCUGUGCUGCUCUGUGAGAUCCUGACUGCUGUCUUCCUCAGUCUGUUUGUUCACGGCAUGGCCACUCACUCUAGCAACGAGCUGUUCCGCAUUGUAGCCCACCCCCUCAACAGCAAGCUUUGGGUGACCGUGUUCGGAGGAGGUGCCCGGAGCCCUGUCAUAGAGAAACCAAACAGCCCAACAAGAACACCCCCACUAGCCUCACCGAGUGGUUCAGAAAGGAAGUCCAGGCGAUUCAGGCUUCUGUCAUCACGCAGUGGAUCCAAGGAUGAGUCUGGAGUAGAGCGGGGGUGCCCAUCCAGUCCCAAGCAUGACCCUGUAGUAGAACAUGAAGCUACCUCCAUCUUUAAAGAACGAUUUGUCCCUCCAGAGCUCAGCGUUUGGGAUUACUUUAUCACCAAGCCUUUGCUGCCACCAUCAGAAAACACAAUUGAAUAUGACUCAGAGGAGAGCCAGGGCAGUCAAGAUGAAGAGGAAGAUGAUGAUCAAUAUGAAGAUGUGUUUGAUCCCAGCUCUCCGCAAAGAGAGCAUUCAAACCACAAUUCAUACAGUUGGUGUUUGAUGCGUCUGGCAAUGGUUCAGCUGGUGUUGGUCAACCUCAAGUCCUUUUACCCAAUGGCAGGAUAUGAUCUAUUAGAUCUGCCUGUGGGCUCUCCUCUGUGUCACGCUGUGCUGAAGACACUGCAGCGUUGGGAGCAGCUGCUGCAGAAAAGGCUGGAGAUCUUCGGGGGUCCCCCUUCCAAGUACAUCUCCAACUCCCUCCAGGAUGAAACAGCCGCACCGGGCCCCGCCCUGCUCAGACACAAGGCCCUGUUUGAACCAUCCAACACCCCGUUCAGGACUAGCCACCAUUCAGCACUGCCAGAGAAGCGUCUGUGGCAGUUUUUAGUCAAGCGGGAAGAAGUUCAGGAGACUUUCAUUAGAAACAUCUUUACCAAGAAACGGGACACAAAUGAGUCGGGUGAGGACCAGACUGACAAUAUGAAAUGUUCAGGGAUGGAGGAGACAGGAAACUAUCAGACUGAGACGGAUCUGGGAUCCCCCGGAGGAAAGGCACGCAUCAUCCACAAGGAAUCUGACAUCAUCACAGCCUUUGCCAUCAACAAGGCAAAUCGUAAUUGUUUAGUCAUGGCCUCCACCCAUGACAUUCAGGAGUUGGAUGUGUCAUCCAUCUUGGCCACACAGAUCUUGACAUGGAUUGAUGAUGAUGACGCCGAAGCCAAAGGUGCUUGUAGUGAUGACUUCCUGGUGGUUCAUGCACGUGAUGACUUUACCGCCCUCCACGGCACCACACCAUACACUCACAGUAGCCCCGGCACACCCAUCCACAUGCCAUGGCUGGGAGGAGUGCAGACAGGCCGGGGUGCAGCUGUGGUGAGAUCUAAACCUGAAGUUAUGAUCAAGAGAAAUAUCAACAAUGUGAGAAGAAUGACCUCCCAUCCCACACUGCCUUACUACCUGACAGGAGCUCAGGAUGGUAGCGUCAGGAUGUUUGAGUGGGGUCACUCCCAGCAGAUCAUCUGCUUCAGAAGUCCAGGCAACUCCAGAGUCACCAGAAUACGAUUCAACCACCAGGGAAACAAGUUCGGUAUCGUCGAUGCUGAUGGAGGUUUGAGUCUCUGGCAGACCAACACAAGUGGGAAUGCACCUAAACCGUACCUCACGUUGCAGUGCCACAACAAGACAGCUAACGACUUUGUCUUUGUGGGCUCCUCCUCCCUCAUUGCCACUGCAGGUCUUUCAACAGACAACAGGAAUGUGUGUCUAUGGGACACUCUGGUGACUCCUGCGAACAGCCUUGUACAUGCUUUCUGCUGCCACGAAUCCGGAGCUACGGUGCUUUUGAUGGCCUCCAGGCAGCAGCUGCUUAUCACCGGUGGGAGGAAGGGCUGGAUCAGUGUCCUGGAGCUCGCCCACAAGCACCAGCGUCAGAGCUUCCAGGCCCACGACUCGCCGGUCAAAGCGCUGGCUGUCGAUCCGACUGAGGACUGCUUUAUCAGUGGAUCAGCUGAGGGCAACAUCAAGAUCUGGAGCCUGGCCACACAGUGUCUGCUCUACACCUUUCCCAACGAACACGCUCGCCAGUCCAUGUUCAGGAACCUCGGCACGGGUGUCAUGCAGAUCGAGGUGGGACCGUCCAAUCACAUCUUCUCCUGCGGCGCCGACGGAACCAUGAAGAUGAGGUGCCUCCCCAACCGCUUCAGUGUCACCAAUAACAACAACAACCAUGGCAACCUCAAGAACGAUGUCAAGUUCAUCGUAUAGACAAAUAAGGUGUUGAAGCGAUUUAACGGAGUAAUGUGAAGUUGCCAGCACUACUGCUGUGGAAAUACCUUAAUGGACCUGGAACAGUGGGCGUCAUGCCGUGACAGAACAAUGAUGUCAAGUGUUAUUAACCAGUGUAAAUGAAGAAUGGCUUUCGUGACAAAACAAGGUGGAACAAUCAUAGGAUUUACAGACUUUCACAUGGUGAGAUCCAGUGAGUCGUCUGAUCCAGGGGCCAAAGAGUGAGACGAUCACAUCUGUCUCUUUGUGUGGUACAUGAACCCAAGCCGACCAAUCGCAGGAGCCUCUACAAGUGUUUUAAACUGUAGUAGAAGUUUAAAUGGGCACAGGGUAACAACCGAGGGAACAGUUAAUUAGAAUAAACUGAACAGGAGACAAAAACCCAGCUGCAGAUUCUCCAAAACAAUUCCAUCUCAGGAGGACUGAACAGCACAUGGAGAGCCUUUUUUGCACGGAAGGUGAAGCUGUAGAAGGAGCAAGAGGGACUGAGUCUCAGACUGUGAAGAGUCUAAAGCUGAAGCAUUGUUCUUCUUAUACAGUAUUACCAUAUCUAUUAGUUUAUAUUAGUAAAUCAGUCAUGGUAGUGGAAGCAGUGUUCAGGUAGACUGUGUAUGAAGUGCUAUCGUACAGUGACGGUAAGUGAUCCUUUCAGGGGUUUGAACGUCCUCACAAGACCGCUUCGCACAAUGCAGUAAGGCCAGUGGACAGCAUACAAAGCACAUAUACAGUCACAAGAAUUCCCGGCGCAUUCUGGUGCUCCAUAUACAUAGAUUAGCCAGCUUGGUUGGAAAAGCAGUGGACCAGGUGUUUGUUUACCAUCAAUCCACACUUCAUCACAGGAUGUUUCAUAUUACUAUUAUCAUUUCACAUUUCAAUUUUUUUUUUGAUGUUUGGCUGACGCACUUUUCCAGCCAGACUUUAAAUGAGCACAGGAAACAAAUUUUAUAACACGUCUCGUAAGGGACUAACUAUGCAAAUUAUCCAUUCUCUGGCAGAAACGAUGAGAUGAUCGAUACCUCUGAUGUUAGUCUCUUAAAUGUACGGCUACAGCCAGCAGAUGGUUAGCUUAGCUCCAAGACUGGAAACCAUCUUUGAGCUAAGCUAACCAUCUUAGCUCAAAGACUAAGCUCGUUGUAUCUUGUUUGUUUAAGUCGAACAAAUGCAGAGUUUUUUUGUCCUGAUUAAACAAGCAAUAUAUAACAAGUUUUAGAAGAUUUUGCUACCGUUGGUCAGAGCCAAGCUAACGUUAGCCGUUUCCUUGUUUCCAGUCUAAGCUAAGCUGACUGGCUGCUUGCUAAAGCUUCACAUUUAUCAGGCAGAUAUGAAAUUGGUGUAAAUCCUCUCAUCUAGCGUUGACUCUCCGCAAGAAAACGAAUAAGCAUAUUUCCCAAAACGUAAAAAUAUUCCUUUAAUCAAACUGGUAGAAAUAUGUGUGUGAGUUUACAUGUAUGCCGCUACAUUUUCUUAAUUUUCAUGGACUACCUGAAUGCGCCAUUGCUUUUACUCUAUUUGCACAUAAACAUGAAGCUAAAUUAUAUGUAGUUAAUGCAUAUAACUCUACGAGGCUGGGUGUCAGUAAAGCAAUCCAAGCCUUUGGUAAUAAGGUUAAUAUAUAGUACAAUGUUUGUUUAUCCUGGCCUAGAUUAAACCAGUGGUAUUGUUAUUAUUAGUAGUAGUAGUAUUAUUAUUAAGUGUCCUUAAUCUCUCUGAAAACUAUUUCUACCAUGCUGGCACAGGACUGAUAAUAUUGAUAUUAAGUAGCUUUCAUUUAACAAGGCCCUCGUUGGUAUGGGACACCAUGAAUAAUACCUUUUCUGGCUGUUUUCUUUUAAAUGUUCAAAUGUUAAGCUUAAGAACAUGUAGCCAGAAACGUUGUUGUUGACAAUGGAAAGGGGUUUUGCUGGGGCAGUUAAGUUUUAGUGAAAAUUGAAUUUUGUUGUGGAAAUGUUUGAUUCCAAUAACAAUGCACUUCCCUUUUAUCAACUUCCAAACUUUCAUUUUCCAAUAAGGACCAUGAUUUAAAACCGCCUUGGAAACAAUAUUGUUUGCCUUGUAGUAAUCUUCAUUUUAUUAGCGGUCCUGAUUUCUCUGGCUUGCUAUUCAGUUCCUUUGUCUAGGAAUUACCUUAAUUUCACUUUUUUGUUAUUCGGUUGCUUUAUAUAUCAUCCAAAUGCGGCAAAUUGCCUUCAGUACAUGCUUGGAAAAUGUAGGUUAGGUUGGUGUGUAAUAUGAUGCGUCUUCUACAUUAAUAAGAAAGGGGUUCAUGCAAACUGUCCUAUAGCCGUUUCGUCUGAAGGAGUAUAAUCCAUUAAGCUAUCUAGCCAUAGAACCUUGUUGUGCUGCUGUAGAGAAACAAAUGUACAUUAACUUUGAUUUCAGGGAGGAUAAACUGAAGAAAACCUUUUAGAUGAAGCUGAUUUAUUGCAGUUAUGUAUAUACAAAGAUCCAUAAACUAGGCUUCUCAUUAGGACUGCAUAAUCAUAAGGACUAAUCGUAGAUAUGACAGAAGCCACUUUAUGAAGAAUAUCAUUCUGUACACAGGUAUAUUUAUGAAAUAUGUUCAUAUUUAGGAUUAUAAACUGAGUGAUGGAGAUGUUAUUUUCUGCUUUUUUUCUCUUAUUCCUGAUGUGGGCUUGAAUGCCUGCAAUUUGUUUCCCCCACAAAUCAAAGAGGUUGGAAAUGAAUGUGUACUCCUGCAGCAACUGGAGAUGAAAUAUGUAUUAUCAAAGCCAAACUAUAUACUACUACAGAAACUGGAGACAAAGAAAGUCCAUCAGUGUUGCAGGAGAACAUUAAACAAACUUACUCGGCUAAAUCAAAUAUCCCAUUCUUUUUUUUCCUCCUCAAUCUUGCAAAUGUGAAUUUGAUCAGAUAAUUCUAAUUUUAUAAUGAAGAUGACAUGUAAAUCGAUGUAUUGUAUACAGAAAAUGUACCUAUGUAAUAAAGAAAUUAUGGAACAUGA
Messenger RNA from Sander lucioperca (pikeperch), 12859 nucleotides. RefSeq names its product dmX-like protein 1. Gene Ontology annotation, biological process: vacuolar acidification. Bases 511 to 9876 code for a protein of 3121 amino acids. NCBI's taxonomy places the organism in Eukaryota, Metazoa, Chordata, Actinopteri, Perciformes, Percidae. The transcript has 51 exons. Gene Ontology annotation, molecular function: protein binding. Gene Ontology annotation, cellular component: RAVE complex. The record is from RefSeq and is a predicted model, not a curated record.